This is a messenger RNA of Loa loa (African eye worm), 153 nucleotides long. RefSeq lists its product as hypothetical. NCBI's taxonomy places the organism in Eukaryota, Metazoa, Nematoda, Chromadorea, Rhabditida, Onchocercidae. The transcript has a single exon. The record is from RefSeq and is a predicted model, not a curated record. The coding region runs from base 1 to 153 and encodes 50 amino acids.
AUGGAAUUCCUUCAGGAAAUUGUCAUCCUGCAUAGGAGCAAAGAAGAAGAAACAAAAGAAUUCAAAAGAAUCCAAGGAAUUAAAAAAAAACAGAAGGACCAAUUGCUUCGAGAAUCAAAGGAGCCAGGUGAAGUGAGAAGAAAUCCCGAAUAA